CAAAAAUCUGGACGGGUAGGGUUUCCCAAUCCGCUGUCACAAAUGGCGGAGAGGGGGGUUGCUCAAAGAGCCUCAAGCUUUGCAAUCCGUUGAAUCCCUCUUUUUAACCGAACCCAUCAUGGCUGUUGGCAAGAACAAGCGUCUCAGCAAAGGAAAGAAGGGAUUGAAGAAGAAGGUCGUUGACCCCUUCACCCGCAAGGACUGGUAUGACAUCAAGGCUCCUUCUAUGUUCGAUGUUCGCCAGGUCGGUAAGACUCUUGUCAACCGUACCCAGGGUCUCAAGAACGCCAACGACUACCUUAAGGGUCGUGUUCUCGAAGUUUCUCUCGGCGAUCUUACCAAGGAUGAGGAUCGUGCUUUCCGCAAGAUCAAGCUGAGAGUUGAUGAAAUUCAGGGCAAGAACUGCCUCACCAACUUCCACGGAAUGGACUUCACCUCUGAUAAGCUCCGUUCUCUCGUCAAGAAGUGGCAGUCCCUCUUGGAGGCUUUCAUUGAUGUCAAGACCACCGACGGUUACCUCGUCCGUCUUUUCGUCAUUGCCUUCACUGCUCGUCGCCGCAACCAGAUCAAGAAGACCACCUAUGCUCAGUCCUCCCAGAUCCGUCAGAUCCGCAAGAAGAUGUUCGAGAUCAUGACCCAAGAAUCCGCUUCUUGCGAUCUCAAGGAGCUCGUUUCCAAGCUCAUCACCUCUUCUUCUCCCACUGCCCAGGAUAUCAUUGGUCACCGUAUUGAGAAGGCUUGCCAAGGUAUCUUCCCCUUGCAAAACGUCUACGUCCGCAAGGUCAAGAUCCUCAAGAGCCCCAAGUUCGAUGUCCAGUCUCUCCUCGCUCUUCACGGUGGUGAUGCUGCCGGUGAUGCUGACAUUGGUACCAAGAUCAAGAAGGACUUUGUCGAACCCGCCGUUCAGGAGUCUGUUUAAAUUCGUUUUGUAAACCUUCUUCAUCAAUACAGACCUUUUCAACACUGGUUUGUGAACAUUGUGUGUGAUGUCCUUUUUUUAAUUCUUUUGUGGUUGAUGCUUGCUAGUCUAGUGAUUGAUUGUUAAAAGCAAAAAAGAAGGUAUCAUUUCGCAAUACCAAAUAAAACCAACAAGACCAAAAUAUAAAAAAUAAUAACCCACGCGAGUAAUUCAUUUUUUGAGAGCAACAACCCCUGGGUGGCUGACUGAGCACACUAGCGUAAGCGCAGUAGAGAGACUACGCACGGCUAUGAUGAAUUCAA
This is a messenger RNA of Umbelopsis ramanniana AG, 1221 nucleotides long. RefSeq lists its product as uncharacterized. Gene Ontology annotation, molecular function: structural constituent of ribosome. Gene Ontology annotation, biological process: translation. The transcript is spliced from 5 exons. The coding region runs from base 119 to 919 and encodes 266 amino acids. Gene Ontology annotation, cellular component: ribosome; cytosol. NCBI's taxonomy places the organism in Eukaryota, Fungi, Mucoromycota, Umbelopsidomycetes, Umbelopsidales, Umbelopsidaceae. The record is from RefSeq and is a predicted model, not a curated record.